UUAAGCGUUUUAAAAAUUCAUAGAAUAAGAAUUAAUACCAUAAAUAUUUUGAAAUGGAGCUCAAAUGAAAAACUAAAAAAUAUUCAGUCACCAGUGCGUCAAGAAAUCUUGUGUUUUUGUUUCAAAGUGCUAAAAGAAAAACAACCAAGAGAUGACUAUGAAGGAUUUUUGAAACUUGUUAUUAUUAAUCUUGGUGAUAUACCACCAGGUGGAGUAAUUAAUAUUAAUAUAUUCAUAAACCUGGUGUGUAUCAUCAAGCAAGAUGGAUGACUAAAGCUAUUUAUUGUUUGAAGAUGUUAUUGUUAAGAUUAGAAUUUAUGUUUGCAAAAAUCAAAGAAAAUGCAAUCUGUAGAAUCUGUGCGUUCAUUAUAAAAAUAUAUAUAAAAUCAUGGUUUACGGCAACGAAUGUUAGUGAGGCCCCUUAAAACGAUAUUGAAUUAAUUCGUAGGUUAUAUGCAUAUUCGAUUGAUGAUGAGCAAAUAGCUACAUCACGUUUAACAAAGUUUUUAAAGCAUUUAUGGUACUUACCUCAGUAAUGAGUGUAUAGCGUUUUCAAUUUUUGAUGAACAAAUUUCAUUUGCAAGCAGAAAAAAAUCGCAAUCAAACUUAUUGGGUAUGAAAAUAUAAGCCAACAGCAUGUAAAAGUAACAGAAGAAGAAAAUAUUCUUAAUAUUUAUCUUACUACAUUUAAGUUUUUAGCUAAUUAUAACUAACUGUUAUAUUUAUUUAUUGUCUAUAAUGGUUGAAAGUAACGGCCUUAGUGAAAUAGUUGGAUUUUGUCUUCUAACAAGUGAAGACAAAGAAAAUGUGUCAAACAUGGCCUUAACUUUUAAAAAUUAUAAUCCUGAGUGGAAAAAAAUUAAACGUAUAAUGGCGGAUAAAGAUUUCACUGAGAGAAAUGUGUUUAAGGAACAGUUUCCAGAUUCUCAAAUUUUAAUUUAUAUCUUUUAUUGUCUAAGAUCAAUUUCUCGUAAACUCACUUGCGAAAAAAUGAAAAUAAACUCUGGAGAUAGAAUCAUGGUCUUAGAAAUCAUUCAAAGUAUGGUUUUUGCAAAAAAUGAUACUGAUUAUGAUGAAAUUCACAAAAAACUUGAAGAUACAAAUAUGGAAACAGUGAUAAAUUAUUUCAACAAAAAUUGGCAUGGUAUUAAAACAGAAUGGGUUGUAUAUUUCCAAUCAAAGUUUAUGAAUCUAAGUGUAAUUGAAUUAUUAAAUGUCAAUAAUGUCAGGUUUAGUUUCAGUUUACUUUUUUAUUGUUAUAGGAAAUCGAACAAAUAACAGACUCGAGAGCAUCAAUCAAAAAAUAACUCAAGUAGUUACAAAAUUUUCUAGAUUAGAUCAAUUAUUUCAAGGUAUCUAUAAUCAUGCAUGUUAACUAUAUACUCAAACAUUUUUAUUUGUUUACAUGAUAAUCUAUAUAUAUAUUAGGGUGGCUUAAAAAUUUGAACUUUAGAUUUUCGUAACUUCAAAAUUCAAAAUUUCACUAAAAUCAAA
Messenger RNA from Aphis gossypii (cotton aphid), 1494 nucleotides. RefSeq lists its product as uncharacterized. Lineage: Eukaryota; Metazoa; Arthropoda; Insecta; Hemiptera; Aphididae. The transcript has 2 exons. The coding region runs from base 739 to 1278 and encodes 179 amino acids. The record is from RefSeq and is a predicted model, not a curated record.